Molecule: messenger RNA, 937 nt
Organism: Carlito syrichta (Philippine tarsier)
Lineage: Eukaryota; Metazoa; Chordata; Mammalia; Primates; Tarsiidae
Gene: CD99L2
Product: CD99 molecule like 2
Exons: 8
Source: RefSeq, a predicted model, not a curated record
AGAGAUGGGACCACAUAGCCACCACCACAACCAAGAGGCCAGGAGCCACCAGGGCGCCAGUGAAUCCAUUGGGAAGAGAUUUUGACUUGGCUGAUGCCUUAGAUGAUCGCAAUGACCGAGAUGGUGGCCGUGGGAAACCGAAUGCAGGAGGAGGAGGAGGUUUUUCAGACAAGGAUCUUGAAGACUUAUUGGAGGGUGGCGACUACAAACCUGACAAGGGUAAAGGUGAUGGCCGGUAUGGCAGCAACGAUGACCCUGGGUCUGGCAUGGUGGCAGAAACGGGCACCAUAGCCGGGGUGGCCAGCGCCCUGGCCAUGGCCCUCAUUGGUGCCGUCUCCAGCUAUAUCUCCUACCAGCAGAAGAAGUUCUGCUUCAGCAUCCAGCAUGCGGCAGAAGGUCAAGAGGGUCUCAAUGCAGACUAUGUGAAGGGGGAGAACUUGGAAGCUGUUGUGUGCGAGGAGCCCCAAGUGAAAUACUCAGCGCUGCACACACAGUCUGCAGAGCCGCCCCCGGCCGAGCCGGCCCAGAUCUGAUGGCUCCAUUCAGCGCAGGAACACCCAUGCGGUGCCACUGCUUGUCACCGGCUCCUGUUUUCGUUUGGACCCACAGCUGUUGUGCUGCUCUCUCGAUGUCAUUGGCUCCUUGUUGGUCUGCAUUUUCCAUGAGCUCUGGGCGUCCCUGAGUUUGGGGCCCACCGUGCCUGGGACCUGGUGCUGGAAUUCAAGAGCCGGCUCUGGCGAAAAAGCCAGCCCCAGCCUGGGAGCUCCUGGACCAGCGGUCCCCCAAAGCUGUCUCCCAACUCACUGAGCACGGGGUAGGGGGAGAUAGAGACGGUGACGGGGGUGGGGGGAGAGAGGAUGCUGGUGUGAUGAAGAUGGAGAACAUUUAUGUUUAGGGGACAAGAAUUUCCAAGGGCAGUGUGAUGCCCUUGCACGCU